This is a messenger RNA of Amborella trichopoda, 1813 nucleotides long. NCBI's taxonomy places the organism in Eukaryota, Viridiplantae, Streptophyta, Magnoliopsida, Amborellales, Amborellaceae. The record is from RefSeq and is a predicted model, not a curated record.
UUUAUGGAUACCCCACUACCCGACUAUAAUUGACCUUCAGUGGUCCUCAUUAGACAAGGAGAUAACAGAGGAUUUAAGUGCAGCAGAGAGGACCAACUCAGUUCCAAGAUCCAAAGAUGGAGAAGAGGUUGGCCAUUGUAGGAGCAGGCAUCAGUGGGCUCUUAGCUUGCAAAUAUCUCAUGGAAAGAGGCUUUGAUUCAGUAGUUUUUUAAGCCAAAAACAAUGUUGGGGGAGUGUGGACUGGCACCCCCGAAUCCACAAAGUUGCAGUCACAUAAAUACACAUACCAAUUUGCUGAUUUUCCAUGGCCUGAGAGUGUGAAAGAGAUUUUCCCAGACCAUAACCAGGUGUUGGAGUAUUUAGAAUCAUGUGGUGGGCAUUUUGGGGUCAUAGAGAAGGGGAAGUUCAAGGAGUUAGAGUAUGUUGGGGUGAGAGAGGAGGAUCUGAUGUUGUGGAGUCUUUGGGGAGGCUUUUGGAUCACAAGGAUCAUGGGAUGUCAAUGUCCAGGACCUGAAUCUUGGAUCAUGCCAGGUGUAUCAGGUAGAGUUUGCAGUCUUACGUGUGGGCCGAUUCGGAGAUCUGCCCAAAUUACCCCGAUUUGAACCGAGAAAAUGAUCUGAAGUUUCGGAGAAAAGGUUAUGCAUGCCACGGACUACUCAGCCUUGGAAGACUCGGAUGCGGUAGAGCUAGUCCGUGGAAAGCGAGUUGCAGUAGUGGGGUCGAUGAAGUCGGCCCUCGACAUAGCCACCGAUUGUGCCAACGUAAAUGAGUUCCCUUGUACACUAAUCUACAGCACUCCAAUAUGGCUCAUUCCCCAAACCCCUGAAUGCCUGAUGCUUUUGGGCCUCCUCUUCGGCUCGCACUUCUUCGAGUUAACACUUCAUAAACCCGGAGACGGAUUUUUCCUAGCUCUCUUAACUACUCUUCUCACCUCUACGAGAUGGGUGAUAAUCAAGAUUAUGGAAUGCUACCUAAGAUGGAAGCUCCCCUUAAAGAAGAAUGGCUUCCAACCCAAACACAGCUUUCAACAAUCAAUUUCAGCAUGUGUUUUUGCAGCCUGCCCUCAGCAUUUGUUCAGUAGAGUAGAAGAGGGGAGCAUUUUCCUAAGAGAGUCUUCAAACUGGAGUUUUUGUGAAGGGGGAUUACGUUUCGAAGAUGAAUCGAGGCCGUUGGAUGUGGACCUAGUGAUCCUAGCCACAGGUUCCAAAGGCGACGAAAAGUUGAGAGACUUGUUUGUAUCACCCAAAUUUAAGGACUACAUCAUGGGUCCGGCUAAUGGAAUAGUUCCUCUAUACAGGGAGGUGGUACACCCUCGGAUUCCUCAAUUGGUGGUGAUCGAAUACUCAGAGGACGUAUCAAAUAUGUACAUGUCCGAGAUGCUGAGUCGAUGGCUAUGUCAUUUUAUCGAUGGUAGUUUUCGGCUUCCACCCAUAAGGGAGAUGGACGAAGAGAUCAGGAGGUGGGAGAAGCACAGGAAAACCUAUGCUGGAAAAUACUACAGUAGAUCCUGUGUGGCCUCUCUCCACAUUUGGCACAAUGAUCAGUUGUGCAGGGACAUGGGUUGUAGUCCUUGGAGAAAGAAGGGAUUGUUAUCAGAGAGCUCUUUAGCCCUUAUAGUAUCAUGGAUUACCAUAAACUGUGAAUUGAUGAACAUUGAAAUCUUAGUGCAAGGUGAUACACAUUGAAGUUAUUGAAGAUUAUGAAUCAGAUACAACAUUAAAAUUAAGAACAAUUUAUGAGUAGUGUUAGUAAUGCUCUCCUGGGUCUAUCACAGUGUGCAACUCAUUAUUUAUUGAAACCAAUUGUCACUUGA